Molecule: messenger RNA, 885 nt
Organism: Elgaria multicarinata webbii
Lineage: Eukaryota; Metazoa; Chordata; Lepidosauria; Squamata; Anguidae
Gene: SYCE3
Product: synaptonemal complex central element protein 3
Exons: 2
Coding region: 1-279 (92 amino acids)
Biological process (GO): synaptonemal complex assembly; spermatogenesis; reciprocal meiotic recombination
Cellular component (GO): central element
Source: RefSeq, a predicted model, not a curated record
AUGGCCAAAUGUGAACCCUGUGAAAGAAAUUAUGACAAUAUGGUAAAAAUGCUUGAGGAUCUGAAUAGGGAUUUAGAAAAACUGCUGGAAGAUAUGGAAAAACUAUCAGUGCAGGCUACGUGGAUGGCUUAUGAUAUGGUUGUGGUGCGUGCUAACCCAGACUUGGCCAACUCAAUGAGACGUCUGGAAGAUUCCUUUCUCACCUGUAAGGAGGAAAUGGAGAAAAACUGGCAAGAAAUGUUGAAGGAAACUAAAGGUGUUGAACAAAAACAAGAAUAAAUGGCUUUUAAAUUUCUGGUGGAAAUGCAGGCCUUUGAAGGGUUGAUCUUGAUGAAUUAUUUUGCUCACUUUUCAUUUCGAAAAUACAUCCUAAAAGCAUGUGUCUGAUGUGCCUCUAUUCCAAAUGUUCUAUUGGAAUGAAAAGGUAAUGGUGCUUUCAUUUGUCCAUUAACUGACUUCCUUGUAUUUUCACCUGUGAUAGUAUGAUUCUCUGAAAAUACAAUCUUGUUAGAUUUUGGUUUGUUUAUUGUCCUGUAAAAAUAAAGCCGCUGGGAGUGGAAGAAGAUGAGAAAGUGCAUCUGCAUCUGAAGAGAUUGAUGGCUUGAGCUCCCUCUGCAUUUUUAUAUAGAAAGUAAGCUUUUUGAGUUCAACAGAGCUUGCUUCCUAACAUAGCAUUAUAGCCCUAAUUCACAAAUGAGGAAAAUAAGAAUAACUCCUGCUUGCCCACCGGAUGGCACUCAUGCACAAAUCAGCUUUAGGAAAGCAAGUCCCCAACUUCCAAUCAGCAGAUCUAGCUGUAUGUAAACACUAAAGCUGCAAUCCUAUAUCCACUUAUGCAUAUCGUGCAGCCAGUAAGCUCCACUGAAUUCAAUUGGAGUUAUUACU